UGAGAUAAAACAUAAUGUAGGUUUUGUUUUUCAUUUCUUACACAAAUAGGAUGCAGUCGGAAGAGAAAGAUUUCAUUCCUGUGUGGCCAAAACAGCAUGGAUUGCAAAGCAACAUUGAGGAUGUAAGGCAAAGGUUCAUGUCGACUCAAGGGUUCGCCUGUUUAUUUCUGGUGGUUGCCUUGAUAUUUCACAUUGUAGGUCUCGCUACUGGCCACUGGCUUGUAGGAUCUUCUAGUGAUAAGUCUGCGGGAAUUUUAGUACAUAUAGUUGUUGGUCUGAAGACACAGACACUAGAGUACAGAAAUGGAACGAUUGUAAAUCAAGCUUCUUCUUUGAACAUGGAAGAGGAACACUAUAUCUUCUUUGCAAUCGCUUGCGUCAGCUUCGUGGUCUGUUGUGUCAACCUGUUUGAGGUCAUCCAUAUUUUUGUGGGAAUAUCUGCGUUUGGUAUGGUCACCUUACUUCUUAUAUGUAUUCUAAGGGGCUUUUCUCGAAUGUCCGAAAAGAAGACAGAAAUUGAAGAAUUCAACUCGACAUGGCCGGUUUUAUAUAUUGGAUGGUCAUUUAUACUAGUUAUGUUUGCUUUGCUUUUUAAUGUGGUGACAACUGUGGCAUUUCUCGCUGUGAUAUUAGUCAAGGAAGACAAAAAAGCAUCACACUCUAGACAAACAGCUGAACAAAAUACCCAUAGAAAGGGCAAUGUGACCUCAGGGACUGGUGAUCAACCGAUUAGUGUAAUAGUUAGAAAAGAAAACAUUAAGAAUCAAAUUGAAUUGGUACCACCAAGGAGACAAGAAGUCCGAGUGGAAAUGCAUAAAAUGACACUGAAUAUGACGUCAUCUUUAACGGGAAGUCCAAUUAGUACAGAUAUUUUCGACGGACAGUCAGGGUUAGCUCCAGUUGUUUCAUAAAAAUAUCAAGCUAACAACAAUACUAAACCCGCAAGACGCAGUUUCUUGUCACAGUGGUAUGUUCUAUCGUCAUUUUUGCGAAAUAUCAGGAAAGUCGGAACGUUCUGUGAUUUUCAUUUUCUUGUACAGGGCUUGAAAAACUUACAGGCUUCUUACAACUUCACUUUAACUGCAGCUUGAUGUUUCAAAACGGAAGUACGUAAUUUGGUCAAAUAAAGCACACUACUCCGGUGUGCACGUAAGAUUUUACUUUACUAAGACAUGUGAACCAUUUUCACAUUAAACACUGGGAUAUACCCUCAUUUGAUUUCAAUAAUAAUCAGUAACAGACAACCAAUAUCUAUCUUUCAAGGGCAUUAGGCUCCCUUCGGGAAAAUUGGCUGCAACGACAGGCCUCCUUCAACCGAGUCUUACCCAUCAAGCAGGAGGAUAGUACAACUGAUUGCAUAUAUACCAAUGUGAUGCGCACUGUAGCAUGACCAACCUCCUUUCACCGAGGCUUUGCUCUUCAAUGGUGAUGCUCUUGUAGACACCCUUGCGGACGGCUGGCUACAACGAUACAAGCUGAACCAAGGUGAUGUGCUCUCUUUCCAGCGGGAAUAUACCCCUCAAUAGAGGCGCUUUAUGGACUGCCUUGUGCAAUGAUACAGGCUAGACAAAGUUGAUGCGCUUUCCUUUAACCAAGACUUACCGUUCUAUCAAGAGGCUCUGAAAACCGCCAUUUUGGAAUAGUUAUUGCUAUAUUAUUUGGUGUACCAAGGUGAUACACGCAUAGCUGACCGACCGCUUUUGAUCCAGUCGUGCCGCUGUUUUUGUUCUCUUUGUAGAGUGUUUAACGUCUAUAAGUCAUUGUUAUGGUUGUAACUCAUCCAUUCUUUUGGUUUUAUUUUUCUCUUUCCUACAUUCCCCCAACCUCAUCUUUAACUUUUCCAGGGAAAUGCGGUCGAAUCAAGUCAGUCUUUUGGCGUGGUAAGAGCUUAUUAACACUAUUAGUAUUAAAUCAUUCCCAAAACAUUAAUGGUGUAUAUUAGUCCGACUGGAUUCAUUAUUUUCAAGGUGUUGUUUGUAACUUGAAAGUUGUGAACAUAAUGCUUUCGUUUUAAUUUAUACUAUGCUCGGUCAAUAUUUUUUUUAUUUACCUUUCAAAUUAUUGAGUUGAUGUUGUCUCAAAGAAGAUGUGUAGGAUAGGAUAGAAAAUGUUUAAUUGAUAAAUGUUGGAAGAAAUGUGGGGGUGAGAUCCUCUCGAAGCCUCCUCCCCCACACCUCAUAGUAUACACCUCUGAUUUUACCGACCGUUCCAAGACGGCGAUUAAAAUGAUAUAUAAGUAUUCAUGAAAACUGUGUGUGUUGUCUUGUGUGUCUCCAGUGUUUUUUUUAUCCGCUUCAGUGCAUACCUCGAGGUCCUUAGCAUAUAUCUGAGAGUCCCACUGUUUUCAAUGGAUCUUUAGAAACCAAGAUCGCCUUGUGUGUAACUAUUAUGUAUUUGUACAGCCAAAUAUAUCAUGUGUAAGUUGUGCAAGAGAUGUAAAGUUAGUUAUAUGCGAAGUGUUAAAUAGUAUAAAUAAUACAAUUAAUUCGUAGAAUAUUUGAAAACUCAUUUACGUAUUUUUUGAUAAUUGUUCUCUAAGGCUAUCUAUAAUUUCGUUUUCGUAUUGAGAUUAUUUGAUAUUUGUUAAUUAACUUAUCUAUCAUAAAUGAAAAUUAUCUAACGAUUGUUACACAUCAGUUAUUUUCAAUAUAUUAUGUGUCGAAACUCUUCCCUAAAAACAGCUUACUUGUUAGAGAUAAUAACACGCUUGUUUUAAUAAGUUUCUAACUCAAAAUGGAUUAAUAUAUAUGUUACACUUGUUUUCGUCAUCUAUACUAAUAUGGCAUAACGUAAUAGAAAUUGAUUCGGGUAAGAAUAGUAUUGAGAUAGCUUAGUUUUUUAUUUGUUAAGGUUAUUUUUACCAAUAAAGGGUUUAUAUAAAAUCAAAUACAGAGCUACAAUGUAAAUGUCCAUUUUAUUAAGUCUAUUAUCAAAUCGCCAUACAGUAUAGAAAGUAAAAAUGUCAAACUUAAUUAAGAAUCUUGCUCCAUUGCUUGAUGUUUUGCUAUUGAUGUACUGACAGUUAAUUUUGGUAAUAAUAUUGGCAAUGUGCAUGCGUUCACCUGUAAAUACUUAAUUAAAUAUG
Mya arenaria is the source of this 3085-nucleotide messenger RNA. RefSeq lists its product as uncharacterized. The transcript is spliced from 5 exons. Lineage: Eukaryota; Metazoa; Mollusca; Bivalvia; Myida; Myidae. The record is from RefSeq and is a predicted model, not a curated record. Bases 51 to 911 code for a protein of 286 amino acids.